This is a messenger RNA of Struthio camelus australis, 1566 nucleotides long. The record is from RefSeq and is a predicted model, not a curated record. NCBI's taxonomy places the organism in Eukaryota, Metazoa, Chordata, Aves, Struthioniformes, Struthionidae.
CCCGCCGAUGGGGUCCGGCCAAAGGCCGUGGAUGAGAACACUGAAGAGUUCAGGCUGGUCUACAGAUUUCCAGGCAUUAAGUACUGUAGAGUGCUCUCGAGAAUGAAGCUGUUACAGACUGCCAUCACCACCGUCAUGCUGCCUCCUGUCUGUUACCUGUAUCUGCACGACCAGGUUUCUCAGACUAUCCUGUUGUAUACAGCUGGCAUUGCUUUCUUCGCUGGUGGGAUGUUGUAUGGUAUGAGCUAUUUUUUCAGACGAAUCAUUGGACUAAUCUACUUAAAUGAAACUGGCAGUACUGUCAAAGUGGCCCACUUGACCUUUUGGGGAAGACGGAAAGACAUUCUCUGUCCAACCGAGAUGGUGAUGACUUUGGGUGAUGUUGGAGAUGGCAAGGAGGAGUUACUUCUCCAGUUCAAACGUGUUGAACUUUUCCUAAUGGCGUCCAAAUUAUUUUAAGCUUGGACUGAUAAAGUGGUACAGCAAUAUCAAAAGGAAAAGAGAAAUUGCUCUUGCCUUAAACACCAUGGCAGCAAGACACCAGCUGACUGAAGUGGGCUGUGUAUACUGCACGUUCUGGAUGCUCAGCUCUGUUAGAAUGUGCUUAGUAUGCGCCAAUGAUUCAGUUUUGGAGUGUACAAUAAAGGGCCGUAGAGAAGUUCAUUUAUAAAUAUUUUAUUUAAGAAUACUGAUUACACAAGAUGUAAUUUUUAUGGAGCUGUGUGCAGAGUUACUAGUUACACCAUGACGUAUAGUUAAGUAUUUGUUUAAACAUUUAUUUGGCACUGUCCACAGUACACUGUAAACAAUAUUAACGUUAUUAUGCUUCAGCUGCAGUGCUUAAUAUAUUUUCUAACAUGAUUUCAUCAACAUGUUGUACACCAUUAUACAGUUAGUGUCAGUAAAAAUUAUAAAAACACAUAGAGUAUUCAUAAUAAAAGAAGUGACGAUGUGGUAAGACUUCAAAUUACUGGACCUUUGCUUCUGUAAAAGUACAAGACUUGCUAGAGACAUUUACUAAAACUACUGCACUGAUAUGUUGAACAAACUAAUUUUCAAAAUGCAGUGAAAUAUAUUCUCAGUUUGACUUUCCUCUUGAUGCUAACAUGCUUACUAGGACAGUGAUGGCAAUGAGGUUUUGUUGAACGCCUGUUCACCAGUCUUUGUGGAAAUCUCGAGAUUUCCACAACAUCUGUUCAAAAACUUGCUCAGAUUCUGACCAGCGGGCACCAGAAGUCGGGUUCUGUAGAGUUUUACAGAAGUCCCAUUAUUUUGAAGCUAGCAGAAGUGAGAUUUCUUGAGUUGCUUUGUACCAGUACUCAAAAACUGUAAGGGGCAAACCACAGUUAACACUUAUUAAAGCAGAUAAACUUUGCACAUUUUAGUAGCUUUAUUAAAGAUGCAUAAAUCCCUUAACUGCCUUGUAUCAUUACAUCCUUAAAAAUUGUGGUUAAGUUGCUGAUAGGGCAGCCAAAAAGUCAGAUGUGGUCUUUAUUUGUUGGUGUGUAACAAAGCUAAUAAUCAAAAUUUAGAAGCUUGUUAGCUAAGAAAUGGAAAAAAAAAAAA